This is a messenger RNA of Papaver somniferum (opium poppy), 2169 nucleotides long. Its product is annotated as probable serine/threonine-protein kinase At1g01540. Gene Ontology annotation, molecular function: protein kinase activity; ATP binding. The coding region runs from base 477 to 1847 and encodes 456 amino acids. The transcript is spliced from 7 exons. The record is from RefSeq and is a predicted model, not a curated record. Gene Ontology annotation, biological process: protein phosphorylation. NCBI's taxonomy places the organism in Eukaryota, Viridiplantae, Streptophyta, Magnoliopsida, Ranunculales, Papaveraceae.
ACUUAGCAUAGAAGGAUUCACUCAUUCAUGAUUUCCACAAAAAGUGAGAAAAGUAUACAUUAAUUUUCUCUAUGUACAUGAUAAAAGAUUGUUCGAACCAUCUCACAUCCCACUGUAAGUUGCAUCAAGAAUCUUCUAAAUACAUAUAUUAAUUAUUUAAAAAUACAAAGCAGAUCAAAAGAAUGGGAAAAAUGAGCUUAGUACUAGCUAGCUAGUUUAAAGACAUUACCUUUUGUUGUAGUGGUUUUUUAACAGGUUCAUGCAGAAAUCAAUUAACAACAAUUUUAGUGGGUUGUCCUCUUACUCUCAAAGUCCCAUACUCCCAUCCCAUUUUGACAGCUCUUGUUUACUUUCUUUUCACCUCAUUCUCCACUCACUUCCACAACCAACAACCAGUCUAUGAAUAAUCAGUAGCCACUUUCUCCAUUUUCAUUUCCACUGCAUUUGUGAUCUCUUUCUCUCCCUUUCUGUGUAAGAUGUCAGACAACACAGAGGGAUUUUUGAGCGAUCAACUAUCAAGACCAACUCCAAUCUUUGGACUAAGAUUAUGGAUUGUAUUGGGUAUAUCAGUUGGUACAGCUUUCGUUCUUGUUCUUUUUCUGAUAGCACUAUGGUUGAUGAUCUCCAAACCCAACAAAAGUACUAGUAGUACUUCUAAAGACAACAACAAGUCUACUUCUCAAAUCAGCUCUACAUAUCCAAUGCAUGAAAUUCUGAUUGAUAAGUCGAAAGAACCAAAAAACCAUAAAGAAGUUAAAUCUCAAAUUGCAUCAAAUCCAUUGCUUGAAUCAGAGCUAGUUGGAAAAGUUGUAAACGGAGCGCUUCUGAAGGAGGAUAGUAGUUUAGUUGGGGUUCGAAAGGUGCAAGUCGAGGUUUCGCACCUGGGAUGGGGUCAUUGGUAUACUCUUAAAGAGCUUGAAGAAGCAACCAAGGGGUUUUCCGAUGACAGAGUUAUCGGUGAAGGUGGAUACGGAAUUGUGUACCUUGGCCAUCUAAAGAACAACACCAAGGUUGCAAUUAAGAAUUUGCUUAAUAACAGAGGACAGGCUGAGAGGGAGUUUAAGGUUGAAGUUGAAGCAAUUGGACGUGUUCGGCAUAAGAAUUUAGUAAGAUUGCUCGGCUACUGUGCUGAAGGAGAUCACAGGAUGGUUGUUUACGAGUACAUGGAUAAUGGGAACUUAGAGCAGUGGCUUCAUGGAGAGGUAGGACCUUAUAGCCCUGUUACAUGGGAGUCCAGAAUGAACAUUAUUAUUGGAACAGCAAAAGGGUUGACAUAUCUUCAUGAAGGGCUUGAACCUAAGGUCGUUCAUCGUGAUGUUAAAUCGAGCAAUAUUUUGCUCGAUAAGCAGUGGACUUCGAAGGUAUCUGAUUUCGGUUUAGCAAAGCUAUUGGGCUCAGAGAGGAGUUAUGUCACAACCCGUGUUAUGGGAACAUUUGGAUAUGUAGCUCCUGAAUAUGCAAGUACAGGCAUGUUGAACGAGCAAAGCGAUGUAUAUAGCUUUGGAAUUCUUAUUAUGGAGAUCAUUUCUGGAAGAAAUCCCGUGGACUUUACUCGGCCUCCAGGUGAGGCAAGGGAUGUUCAGGUUAACCUUGUUGAUUGGCUUAAAACAAUGGUUGCAAACCGCAAUGCUGAGGGAGUUUUGGAUCCUAAGCUACGGGAUAAACCAUCUGCAAGGUCACUCAAACGCAGUCUUUUAGUUGCCAUAAAAUGUGUUGAUCCAGAUCCUCAGAAGAGGCCAAAGAUGGGUCAAGUGAUACAUAUGCUUGAAAUCGAUGAUUUCCCAUUCCGAGAAGGCCGGCAAGCUGAAGGCAAGAACUCAAAACAUGCAAAUGAUGGUAUGAAAUAAAAGCAGGAUUCAGCCAUUAAGGUAUUAGUACCUUGUGAGACGACAGACAAGCUGGCGGCGCAAGCUGAAGAGAAACCAAUUAUAUGAAACGGAAGAUGUAGAUCAAUAUGAUUUGGAGACCAAAAGAGCUGGCCGAAGGAAAAACCACUCUUUUACUCAGAAACCUACAUUUUAAAUUUAUGUCUUGUGCCUGUAAAUUUGUAUCCUCUUGUGACUCUCUCUACAUAUGCAUUGUGGUCAAGUUUCAACCUAAUUCUGUUACGGUAGUAUAACUGUAUUCAAAUACUAGUUAAUGUUAUCAUAUAAUUUUUCUUCCUCUGGA